This is a messenger RNA of Zophobas morio, 2740 nucleotides long. It is a transcript of the gene Ars2, whose product is annotated as serrate RNA effector molecule homolog. The record is from RefSeq and is a predicted model, not a curated record. NCBI's taxonomy places the organism in Eukaryota, Metazoa, Arthropoda, Insecta, Coleoptera, Tenebrionidae. Bases 121 to 2637 code for a protein of 838 amino acids. The transcript is spliced from 10 exons. Gene Ontology annotation, cellular component: nuclear body. Gene Ontology annotation, molecular function: nucleic acid binding. Gene Ontology annotation, biological process: mRNA processing; primary miRNA processing.
UUUGACGUGUCCGCCAUAGUCUAAUUUCAGCUUGAUAACGCAGCACCUCUUGCCGGAUUAUCAACAAAAACAAACUAUUUUUAUAACUCAAAGCACUUUUUUCUUCGUUCUUUCCAGGAAAUGGCAGACAGUGAUGAUGAGUACGACCGCAAAAGGCGCGAUAAAUUCAGGGGGGAGCGCGCCGAGGCCACUUACAGGGGCGCCGAGAGGGUGGCCAGGCCUCGGGACGACUGGGCGGAACGUGAUUCUUGGUCACGACCUAGGCCCCGGGAGUACCGUGCGGGCGUGAGAGACAGAGGGUAUUCGCCGAGCCUGGAUCCGGCCCCCAAGCGGCUGCGCCACGAUUACUACCCCGACAGUUACUACAACCAUUACGCCCCGUACCACCAGAGCUCACACAGAGCCGGUAAUUUCUUCAGAGAACCGCCUUCGUCUUCGCAAGCAGAGGGCCACCAGCCACCCAUGAUGUCGUUUAAAGCAUUCCUUUCCACCCAGGACGAUAACAUUUCAGAUAGGGAGGCAAUAGAAAAGUACAAUGACUACAAACUGGAGUUCCAAAGACAACAACUCAACGAAUUUUUUGUUGCCCAUAAAGACGACGAAUGGUUCCGCUUGAAGUACCACCCAGAGGAUUCCGUUAAAAGAAAAGAAGAACAGAUGGCAGCACUGAAGAAAAGAGUUGAGGUUUUCUUGGACUUGAUGAAUAGUGGCAAACUUGCAGUUUCUGUAGAUUGUGCCAAAACGAACGACUUGCUUAAAUUGCUGGAUACGGUCGUUAUAAAACUGGAAGGUGGCACUGACGAAGAUCUGGCUAUACUGGAGCAGGAAUAUACAGAACUUGAAGAACGUAUCAAGGAAAAAACGAAAGAGGACGUUCUUCCCGAAAAGCCCGUCGAGGAAGUCCCCCCCAAAAAAGAGGAGCCCCCUGUCGAGAAACCCAAGCCCGAGGAGCCCGAAACACAAGAGAACGGCGAAACCGACAACGCCGCCACCGAAGACGGCGAAAUCGAGCCCGACAAGAAAGACGACGCGCCGCCUCCCGAAGAAGAAAUCAAAGAACCCGAGAAGAUGGAAGUCGAGGACGAGAAGAAAGAGCCCGAGACGAUCGAGCAGCCGAAAGAGAUCGAAGCCGGCGAGGUAAACGAAGAAAAAAAGGAACAGAAAGAGGAUAAAAAACGCAAACGUUCGUUCUCUGGGAGUAGCAGCGGCGCCGGCUCGUCCAGCAGCGACAGCGAGAGCGAGGAGGAGAAAGAGAACAAGGAGAAGAAGGAGGAGGGCGAAGAAGAAGUCGAUAGGGAGAGGGAGAGGGAGAAAGAGAAGCCGAAGGAGGAGGUGAAGGAGCAGAUCGAGAUGGUGGACGACGACAAGCCCGAAAAGCCGAAGUCGCUGCACAAGACGACGUCGAUUUUCUUGAGGAACUUAGCGCCGACGAUUACCAAGCAGGAGGUGGAGGCGGUGUGCGGGCGGUACGAGGGCUUCCUGAGGGUGGCGUUGGCCGACCCCCAGCCCGAGAGGCGCUGGCUGAGAAGGGGUUGGGUCACGUUCAAGAGGGACGCCAACAUCAAGGAGAUCUGUUGGAAUUUGAACAACAUAAGGCUGAGGGACUGCGAGCUGGGGGCCAUCGUGAACAGGGAUCUGAGCCGCCGGAUCAGGCCCAUUAAUGGGAUCACCGCCCACAAGCAGGUGGUGCGGUCGGACAUCCGGAUUUCGGCCAAGGUGGCGCUGCAUCUCGACAACAAAGUGGGGCUUUGGCUGGACGAAGACAAGAAGGAAAAACCCCAACAGACCUUCGGUCUGGUUUCGAACAACCCAGUCCUCCACAACAUCACCGACUACCUCAUCGAGGAAGCGAGCGCCGAAGAAGAGGAACUCCUGGGUCUGGAACCGACCGCCGAGACCCAGGAUUCCGCCACCACGGUGGACCGGGACGAGAAUUUGAUAGCCGUACUCGACAGAAUUAUUUUAUACCUACGUGUCGUUCACUCCGUCGACUAUUACAACCACUGCGAGUAUCCGAACGAAGACGAGAUGCCCAACAGGUGCGGGAUUUUGCACGCACGAGGCCCCCCGCCCACCACAAAAACCGACAUGACUCAGUUCAUUGGCGUGCCAAUCGAAGCCAAAAUGGCGAGUUUCCUCCCAGAGAAGCCACGCGACGAGAACAAAAACGAGACCAAGCUGAUCAACUUGUCCCUCAAGGACGUGGACACGGAAAUCGACAAGUUCGUGCAAGCGAACACGCGAGAAUUAGCCAAAGAAAAGUGGUUGUGCCCUCUGUCGGGAAAGAAGUUCAAAGGUCCGAACUUCGUCCGCAAGCACAUCUUCAACAAACACGCCGAGAAAAUCGAAGAAGUGAAGAAGGAGGUGGAGUAUUUCAAUAACUAUCUGCGCGACCCGAAGAGGCCGAUGUUGGCCGAGGCCCCCCAGCCUAAGCGGGAGGAGCCCCCGACGUACAACCACCCCUCGUACGGAGGGUCGUUCGGGGGGUACGGCCGGUUACCGCCCUACUACAACCAGGGGUAUUCGCAGAGAUCCAGAGGCUACACGCCACGAUCGAGGGGCGGAGGCGGAGAUUUUAGGCCCGUGAUUCACUACAGAGACCUGGACGCGCCCAGAGAGCCCGACGAAUUUAUCUAAGUUUGUUCUUUUAAGGUUCAGAGUUAAGGAGUAUUCACAAAAGUAAAAUUUAUUUCGUAAUAAGUUUAAGUUUGUAAAGGUACAAUAAAGUCAUUGCAGUGGA